AUGGGAAAUGAGGCUCAGGACAGGAGAGGUGUCUGCCUUAAAUACAUCACUGACCAGAACUUUGACACCGAUUGGGAGGAAUUGGCAAAGCUUUGGUAUCAUGACUACAACACUGAGCUCCAGGUUCAUCCUGGAGAACAUCCACUGCUGCUGUCAGAGGCUGCAGGGAACCCAAACCCUGCAGGGAGACGAAGACUCAGGCAGAUCCUUUUUGAGGUCUUGGAUGUUCCUGCCUUGUACUUGGCCAAUCAGUCUGUUCUGAUUCUGUUCACUUCUGGUCGCACCACAGGUUUGGUAGUGGAAUCUGGUGAUGGUGUCAGCCACACUGCCCCAGUAGAUGAGGGCUAUUGUUUGCCCCACACCUUCUGCUGCACCUCGGUGUCUGGAAGAGGCCUGACAGAGAACCUGAUCAGGAUCCUGAUGGACAAAGGCCACUACUUCACAACCAGCGCUGAGCGUGAAAUUAUUCGAGACAUGAAGGAAAAGCUCUGCUAUGUGGCUUUAGACUUUGAGCAGGAGAUGAAGCGGGCGGCAUCUUCCUCUUCCUCACUGGAGAAGAUCUACAUGCUUCCAGAUGGACAAGAAGUCCAGAUCUCCAACGAGAGGUUCUGCUGUCCAGUUCUCUUCCAACCAGAUUUAGUUGAAAAUGAGUCAGCUGGUCUUCAUGAGAACAUUUGCAGCAGCAUCAUGAAUGAUACUGACAUCCGGAGAGAACUGUGGUCCAACAUUCUCCUUUCUGGAGGUUCCAAGUUCCCUGGAUUCGCUGAACGCAUGCAGAAAGAGAUCACUGCUCUGGCUCCGGCUUCCUUCAGUAUCCAGAUUGAGGCUCCACCGUUCAGGAAUAUUUCUGCUUGGCAAGGCGGCUCCAUCCUGGCCAGCCUCUCCUCCUUCCAGCAGAUCUGGGUCAGCAGACAGGAGUAUAAUGAAUCCGGCGCCAAUAUCAUCCACCACACAUGCUUUUAA
Xiphophorus couchianus (Monterrey platyfish) is the source of this 963-nucleotide messenger RNA. RefSeq names its product actin, cytoskeletal 3-like. The record is from RefSeq and is a predicted model, not a curated record. NCBI's taxonomy places the organism in Eukaryota, Metazoa, Chordata, Actinopteri, Cyprinodontiformes, Poeciliidae.